Molecule: messenger RNA, 330 nt
Organism: Fraxinus pennsylvanica
Lineage: Eukaryota; Viridiplantae; Streptophyta; Magnoliopsida; Lamiales; Oleaceae
Source: the annotation of a GenBank genome assembly
AUGGCAGAACAUUCAAGAAAAAGCGAAGAAAAGCGCGUGAAACCAAAGAUAGUUGUGCCUGAACUAUGCCUAGAUGUUGUGAAAAAUGAAGUGUACUCAUCACCAUCUUCACCAGUUACCCUGAGGAAGACAUCAAGUGUGAGGUAUAAUUGCUUGUGCUCCCCAACGACACAUGCCGGCUCGUUCCGGUGCCGGUACCACCGGAACCUCAGCCUUACUCGCAAUAGCAUGUCUGUUGGUUCUAAGCUUUCAGAGUUUGCUGGUAAAUCAACUCAAAUCUGUGAUGGAUUUGACAAUCAUCUCAUUUCUGGUCAAAAACAAGGCUCAUGA